Drosophila eugracilis is the source of this 6251-nucleotide messenger RNA. RefSeq lists its product as uncharacterized. The transcript has 9 exons. The record is from RefSeq and is a predicted model, not a curated record. Bases 532 to 2079 code for a protein of 515 amino acids. NCBI's taxonomy places the organism in Eukaryota, Metazoa, Arthropoda, Insecta, Diptera, Drosophilidae.
CACAACAAGUGCGCGCAUGCAAAAAUCAACGGAGAAAGUGGUUUAAUAGCCCAAGUCAGAGUCAGAGCAACUGCCUCAGCCCCAAGAGUCCACUGUGUGUAGUGUAGUGCAAUCGAAUGAAAGUGAAUCCCUGACGAGAGUGCCAGUGACAGUGAGAGUGAAAGGCUGGGCAGGACACCUGCCGGCGAGGUCCUUGCUCUGCGAGUGCGCGCGAUCCGCAGCACUUUUUAAAUAAUUAGCUGCGCGCGUUCAAUUAAAUAUGUAACAACUCCCUUUCCCCAGUUCGUAACUGCGAUCGAUAAUUGCUUAGGUUUAGGGUUUGGUGGUGGUGCCAAAAGUAGAACCCCCAAUUUCCAGGACGAGCCACCGACAAAUUAUUGCUAUUUAUUUUUGUGAAGAUAAUCAGAUCGCUCAAGUGCUAGAGUUUUCAUAUUUCAAGCGCGUCGAGUGCGUAUUUUGGAUUUCAAUCUAAGGCUAAAUCAGGCUAAAACCCCAUCUGCCACUGCAGCUGGAAACAACCAAUUCGGAAAUAUGAAUAGCUUUUGGAUAAUCGCUUUACUCUUAGGAUUACAGCAAACAAAGCCAAUAAAUGGACAAUCGGAUAUGAAAGUGAAAUUAAUGGUGCCCCGGUAUGUGGAACGUGGAUCCAGUGCCACCUUCAAGUGCAGCCACAAUGUCCAGCCGGAAAGACUUUUCAAGGUGACAUGGCUGAAGGUUGACAAGGGCAAGUUCUUUGAGUUCAUAAAUGGACGGAAUCCGCCAUUCUGGAACUCUACUAUCGAGGGAGCUGAAAUCGACUGGGACAAUUCCAACGAGCAGCAGGUGACACUGAAGGAUGUCCAGUUCGAUUUAUCCGGCCAGUUCUACUGUGAGGUCUCCACGGAUGCCCCCAUAUUCACCAAGGCUAGUCUCGAUGAGCUUAUGAGCGUUUUCUUGCCCCAGACGGGUCCGCCCACCAUUAAGUUUCGCAAAAGGACGCCCUUUGCCGUGGGCGAGAAACUUUUCGCUCUGUGCAACACCACCCGCGGACGCCCAGCUCCGCACAUUACGUGGCUAAUCAAUGGGAAAAAGGUGGAGGACAAGUACGUGCGCACCCACCACGUAUUCUCGUUCAACGGGAAACACCAGCGCCGCACGCAGCAGCAGCAGCAGACGCAGCUGAGUCAGCAGCAGCUGCAGCAGCAGUACUUCCAGCAGCAGUACUUCAACCAGUACCAUCAGCAGUAUCACAUCCCCGUCGGCCAAUUCAUGGACCGUUACGACAAAAGCCUACGCUGGCCAGCUGGAGCACGAGCGGAUGAGUUCCCGCACUUUUUGUCGCACCACCAUGAAGGGCACGGCCACCAUGGAAGUCUGUACAACAAUCCGUUUGGAUCGCUGGCCAACUAUCAUGACGUGGGUGAGUUCCAUGAGGUGCAUCAGCGCAACUACGACAGCAACAAGAAGAAGAUGGAAAUGAAGAAGCAACAGCAGAUGGAGAUGAAGAAGCACAGGAACAGCAACCGCAAGUACCGACGCCACAUAAACGAGAACGCCCUGGGCAUCAUCCGUAGCACCCUUAAUAGCGGUGGCUUCGGUCCGCAGGCCCCCAAUAUGAACAAGGAGCUGGGCAUUCCGUCAAACGCAGGACCCAUGAAUCAACUGGCAGCAGGCUACCAGCGACCACUCUCGCAUCCUGGCGGAGGAAGUGGAGUGGCUGCAGCGGCGGCAGCCGUAACUGCUGCUCAGCAGGAGAAGGGCAUGUUCAGCAUUAGCCAGCUGAACAUCGAGCUCACCGAGGAGCACGUGGGCAGCAACAGUCGCAUGGAGAUCACCUGCCUGUCCACGAUCCCGGCGACUGUGGGUCAGGGAGAGCAGUAUGCCGACUACAAGACUUACUCCGUGAAAGUUGAGGUUGAGCGACAAUUGGCCUCCUCCACGUCGACAGCUCCGCCGAGCAUUGGAAUGGCGGCACUGGGCAAUGGAAAUGGACAUGGCAACGAGACCUCCGCUGGCCGGAGGGCACAUGGCACAAUGGUGACACAUUUGUGGUCGCUGGCGCAGCUCCUGCUGCUUGUCCUGCUGCCCCUCAGCUACUAGAUGAUGUAGGAGGCUGAAAAACGGGACACGCUGGAGAGGAGAAGACCACCGACAUACUCGCACAGAAGGUAUAGUUAAAGCAAAACCAAGGGCAACCAUAUCAUCACCAUCCCAUCAAGGACAAAAGCAGCAGAAGCAGCUGCAACAUCGGAAAACACAAGUUGGAAUUUUUGUAUAAAUUGUACACCGCAUUUUUAAUCUGUUUCCCAAGCCAGAGCUCGAUCGAGCAGCUAAAUUAGUGCGGCUCAAAGACAGCAAAAUCGAGAAAAAAUAACAAUGGACUAAGAGAACAUUUUUAGCAUUUGUGCUCGCCUUGGUCGGCCAAUUUAAAUAGUUUACUUGUAAAUAACUGCAGAUGACCGAGGGAAUCGGGCGUGGAUUUUUCCCUUUUUAUUUUUUGUGUGGCCGCAAAGCCAAAGAGAAAUGUUUGUAAUUAAGUUGCAGUCGGACGGGAAAUUGGGAGAAUGCUUUCAGUCCGGCCAGCGGCCAUUUUUUGUAGUGCAAGGAGAAUUUUGUAUAGCUAAUUGAACAUAAGUUUCGGGACAGGCGACUGCAACUCAGAACAAAGAAAAACCAAAACCAAAACCAAAGUUUUUGCGCUCUGUCAAGGUCAGUGCGCCAAGGGCGUGGUGGUGGUCCGCCCACUGAUUGCCUUUCGUUUCUGGCCUUGUCAGAAGUUUGGGAUAAGGAUAUUACCCUGCCCCACCCACAAAAAAACCAGCACUCACACAGAAAUUCAAAUCCCAAGAAGCCAGAAUUGAUUGGGGCUAACGUUUUUUUAGGCGUUUCAAAGCAGUCGCUACGAAGCUUGUACCUAAAAUGCAUGAACUUAGUGCAGUAGCAAAACAAGAAACAAACAAAAAUACGAAUAACAAACACUCAAAGGAAACAUAUUUUUUACGGUAUUGUAGCGCUUGGGCUAGUCAAGGAUAGGGAUAGGGAUAUUUGGAUGUGGCUAACUGAGGGUAGGCUAAGAUUAGGGCAAUUGAAUUUAAGAGCCAGCAGCAGCAGCAAGCUAAAAACGAGUACCGUACCCCCAAGAACCCGUACCAACGUACCCCCGGAAAUAAAACGUUUAAAUGUAAAAUAAUUAGACAGUUAAAACCAAGAAGCUUACAGAAACAAUCAGUGUUGAAAACAUUUUGAGAAGACAACCAAACAAAACAAAAACAAAAAGAAGGCGGAGCGAAAAAUAGCACGGAGAACCCCAAAAAGAAAAGGCGCCGAAAAGGGCGCAAUCUGCGGCGCGUGGUGACCCCGAAAUUAGGGGUAAGGGUCAUCCCCAGAGGGUUGGGCUCCUCUCCUCAUGGGUCACCCCGAAACUCACUCCGCUCUACAUUACGACGCUUAUUUAUUUAUUUUCAUUUUGGAACCUUAAUUUUCGGUUCGUUGUGUGUAAAUGGUUAUCGUUGCAAUGGUUCGUUUAGUGUGUAGUUAGGAAAAUAUUUGCCGUUGCGAUUAAUUGUUUUCAUUACCAGUUUUUGUGUUUUUUUAGCGGCCGUUUAAGGAGCGGCCUAGUCGCAGUGCUUAACACUAAGUACGGAUGCAUUUCGUGUGUAUUUAGGAGGAUUAUUUUCAAGCGCGCUUUAAGUGUCUAUGGCUAAAGAACCAUUUUAAACACGUAGCAUAACAAUGUAACUAUGUAAAGCAAAAUGAUAGCAACCACGGACAACCCGGCAAAGUAAAUAUAUGUAAAGCAAUUAGUGGACUAGUCUAUACUCUCUAAAAAAUUAAAAAAAAAAAAUAAAUAAAUAUAUUUAAAAAUGAGCGUCUGUAUUGUGUGUGUAAUUAGGCUUCUAUUUUUGACUUCUACUCGACGGCGAAAUGCAAAACCAAACAUAAAUUUAGUAAUAAAACUAAGCCUGCUAUGUUCUCAAAAGAGUUUAAACAAGCGUUAUCAGUAAAAGCAAAGAAUUAACAUAUUACAAAUAACAAAAUAUCAUUUACAACUGCAAAUUGAAAAAUCUUGCCACAGUUGAAACAUUUUCCAAGGGUUGUCCUCAUUGUGAGUACAUGUAGUUUCUUGGCCAGUGAAAGCUAAUGAGUACACCAACCGGAUAAUGCUUGAACGAACUACGACAAUUUUUUAUAAAAGAAAUAUACUUAAUUACGAUAACGGUGACAUCACGUAUAAAUAAUUGAAAACAAAGUUCAUAUUAUGUAUGAAAAAUAUGGCUAAAAUGUCUUAUGCAGGUAUUGACGUCUUCCUAUGCUACGCUGUCUAUUAUUAACAGAAAAAACAAAUUGAUUACAUUUAUAAAUUAUACAUUACGAAUAGGUGUGCAUGCAAAUUUACUGAUUGCAUACACUAAGAACUAAAUAAAUAUGAAAUGAAAAACAAAAAUGAACAAAAUAUUAACACUUAUACACAAACAAAUGAGGAUGCUUUAAACUUAAUCCAUAAUUUAUACCAGUUUUAAUUCAAAUAUAUAGACUAUCUAUUUUUAGUACUGAUUAUGGUAUGCUAAUUUCAGCCAUUAUUCAAUUUCAGAUAAUUUGAUUUAUGUGAACUUUUUUGGGAGCUAUUUCCCACUUAGUUAUGGGUUUGUAAAUCACUCGUACUAGUAAAUGUUUCCCACCAAUCUAUGAACAAGUGCAAACACAAACUUUUCAACACAUCACACUCGCCUACAUAUCCGCAGCUUAGUCCCCCCGUGAAUGUCAUACACCCUCUCAACUUCUCUAUUUGUCUGUAUAAAUAUGCAAACUGCGUGUUGUCUACAACUCAGUCGUCUGUUGUCUCAGCAUAUAUCAGCAUGAAUAUGCAUAAUUGGCCAAAGAUUUGGAGGUACUUUAUCCCAGUCGUAUAGCUAAUUAUGUGACAUGCACCAUGCACCCCUCUAUCGAGCAUAUUUAUGUGUAUCUAUGUAAAAACUCUAUAUAGGUGUCCAGUGCAAAAGUGAAACGCAAGAGGAUGAUAUUUAUAUAGAUCAAAUAAGAGUACAUUAAGUGUCGCAGCAAUUCGCAAAACAUAUCAUAAAUGUUGUAACAUUUUCGGAUUCCAAAACAAUGGGAGCUUCAGCCUCUCAAGUCGGAAGCCAAUUAACAUUUUUCAUGCCUACCAUAUGAUGGUAUUUAUGGGGUUUAAUUAUGAUUGUUUGUUGAGGCCUCUCCAAAACCAACAUAAAUGGAUAUUGACUCGAAUGUUUGACAAUCAGGCAUUCAUAUUCAUGUUGGAGGAAAAAUCACAUCAUAAUGACAGCAUAAAUGAGAGCGCAUGAUAUACAAAUAUGCACACAAAACACGAACAUUAUAUUUAAAUGUUGUAUUUUGAUAAGUCGAAAGUAUUACGACAAUGUCAGAUUGCCAGACAAAGAUAUUUUGUCCGGGAAUCUGCUGCGCGGCUACCUUUAUCAUUUCUAUCACAUCAAAAUCUUCCAGUCACACAUAUCAUUGCGUAUUGAACAAAAAACAUAAAAUUAUACAAAAUAUAUAUUAAAAUUAUGUAUACAAAAAAAAAAAAAAAAAAAAAUAAGAAAAACCCCGUAAAGGUGUAUAAAAGAUAUAUUUAUAGAGAAAAGGCAUGUUUAUUAAUUUUAAACACUUACACCACAAAAAGCUUUAACUUUUUGUUCCCAUUGUUUGUCGAACAUUAUUAUAAUCGCAUGCACAUACACAUGGAUUUGUGUGUACAAAUAUUUGAUAUUGAAUUCAACCUAAUUUGAAUUUCCCUGAUUUGUAUUGUAUAAAAUGUUUUAAGGUCUAAGAAAAUGUCUAGAUUAUUAGCAUUAUUGAGGCUACUAUUGAUAACUGAAUAUAUUGAAGAAACCCAGACAAAUUGAACUCGAAAAACGUAAAAUAAACAUUUAUUUAUAGAUACAGACAUACCAAGAGCGAGCGAUACAAUUGUAAAAAUUGCAACCUAUGCAAAUUAAAUGCAAAAAAAUAAGAAAAUGAAUGUGUGGAAUAUGUGUAUUAUUAUUAUAUACUAAGCCACGAAUAUUUAUAUGUACACUGAGCAGAAGCAGAGAGAAUUAAGUGUAAAAUUUAAAGUGUAAAUUACCAAACGAAGAACAACAAUUACGAUUACAACUCAACCCAAAUUAUGGCGCCUAAUGCUUGGCCAAUCUACUACACGGAAAGGGAUAUACAGCAUAUUAAAUAUACAUACAGAAAUACGAAUAUUUGUGGUAAAAAGAGAACGAACUAAAAAAUAAAUGUUGAAAACAAAA